AUGCUCUUUCUCUUUUUGAACAUAUCAACUGGUGCAUCGCACACCGUCGCCUACAGCAUCUUCCACGAUGGUGGAAUGGCUAGCCCAGCUGUGUCUGAGCUGUGCAGAACUGGAAAUCUACGGAGCCUGGAGCAGGAGUUUCGCAACGCAGGCGACAAGUUGUUGACGGUUAUUCGGACUAGAGGCAUCAGUUCUGCCGCACCACCGGAAAGAAGGUAA
Protopolystoma xenopodis is the source of this 219-nucleotide messenger RNA. Lineage: Eukaryota; Metazoa; Platyhelminthes; Monogenea; Polystomatidea; Polystomatidae. The record is from the annotation of a GenBank genome assembly.